Messenger RNA from Rhincodon typus (whale shark), 3422 nucleotides. RefSeq names its product DDB1 and CUL4 associated factor 15 (gene dcaf15). Bases 16 to 2118 code for a protein of 700 amino acids. NCBI's taxonomy places the organism in Eukaryota, Metazoa, Chordata, Chondrichthyes, Orectolobiformes, Rhincodontidae. Gene Ontology annotation, biological process: protein ubiquitination. Gene Ontology annotation, cellular component: Cul4-RING E3 ubiquitin ligase complex. The record is from RefSeq and is a predicted model, not a curated record. The transcript is spliced from 13 exons.
GGGAGGGGAAAGAAAAUGGCGCCGAGCUGGAACAAGCGCCCGACUGCGAGGAAGAAAAGCAAUGUCCUGAGGAAUUUAUCCCGGCUGAAGAUAACUGGCCAAUUCUCGCACCGAAUGUUCCAAAAUUUGCCUCCCAUUCUUUGUGUUCCCCUGAAGAAUAUUGUGGAUGAUGAUUUUUUACUAGCUGGUCACAUAUUCCUUGGCUUUACAAAAUGUGGUCGGUAUGUGCUGUCCUAUACUCGGGAUGUACCAGAGCAGGAUAUUGACGAAUUACCAUACUAUGUGUAUUACUUGUACUGGUGGAAGUUCAACAUUCAUGACAAGUUGAAAAAGGUGAGGCAAGUGCACCUUUUCAAAGAUCAGGAAGUGUACAGCGACUUGUAUCUCACAGUGUGUGAAUGGCCAAGCGAUCCCUCAAAGCUUAUCGUAUUUGGGUUCAACAUCCGUUCAGUGAAUGAUCUGCUGAUAAACAUGGUGAUGAGUGAUGAGAACGAUCGAGAUAUUUAUAUUACAACAGUUGCUACACCGCCAUUUGCAUUCUGUCCUGACUGCAAGGACAUGGCUUUGCUUAAUGCAGAUGAGCAGAAUGCCUACUGUCUACAGCAUGGCUUCAUGCUUCACACAAAGUACCAGGUGGUGUAUCCCUUCCCCACAUUUCAGCCUGCCUUUCAGCUCAAGAAAGAUGGAGUGGUGUUACUCAACACCAGCUACUCUCUGGUGGCUUGUGCCAUAUCUGUAAACACAACAGAUGAGAAAGGGCAAAUUCUGUACAGUAAGAGUAAUGAAAACACUGCACCUCCACAUCAUUCUGAGCUAGAUCCUAGUCUUAUGUUGCCAGUAAUGGAUGGUGUCAUGUCAAAUUAUCAUCAGUGUAAAGGUAUAAAUCAUCCUUCAUCCAGUGACGGAGGGCCAAACUGCGUCCCACACAAAGCUGACACUAAUAGCUGUGUGCGCACUGAGUACUGUCCUGAAGAAAUGCUGAGCUGGGAAUUGAAAAGCUCGAAGCAUGGUGAACUGGCAGCGUGUAAUGCUUCCCACGGUGACCGAUCCUCUGCCGCCGGUAAAGCGAAGGAGUUUGCAGCUGACAUUUUUAGGCGAGCCAGAGCUGCCACGAGCACCAUGGAGGCAUUGGGUAGUUUAAGCCAAGCUGAGUCCAAACCAAAGGAAGGUGUUCUACAAGGGAUAACCACAGAUGACUGUCACGAGGUCCUUAAUACGCAGAGAAAUGAGAUGUCCGAUUUCACACUCUCCUCUUGUUCUUCUAAAGCAAAGUCAGAGAUUCAGUGUUCCAGUUGUGUUGCAGACACCUCUGACUCUGCUUUGAACUCUGAACAUUCACAUUCACAGUUACUAGGCUGUGCUUGUAUUACACAAGGGAAUCCUGCACUGGGUAACGGUGUAUUGUCUGCUGCUGAACUGAAGACUGAAAUGGCAAGUGAGUUGAUUCAGUGUGAGUCAGGUACAAUGAACAAUACUACCAGCCAACACCAUGAAACUGCACAAACAGAGCCUGGGUACGUGAACUAUAUAAAGCUGCAUUAUGUUCUGGAGCCUUCUGGCAUGGCUGCAGAUGAUGAUGAUGGAUAUGAUGAUAAGAUUUCACUGCAUUUUGUAGUGACUGACUUGAGGGGAAGGAAUCUGAAACCUGUUAAAGAAAGUGCUUUGUAUCAGGGCAAGUACCUCACUGUGGAGCAGCUGACACUCGAUUUUGAAUAUGUCAUUAAUGAGAUUAUAAGGAAUGAUGCAUCCUGGUCAAAGCGAUACUGUUCCUUCAGUGACUAUGAUAUUGUCAUUCUAGAGGUGUGCCCUAUAACCAACCAUGUCAUAAUUAACAUAGGACUGCUACUUUUGGCAUACCCUUCUGAUGAAGAAGGACAAAUAAGACCUAAGACCUAUCAUACUUGUUUGAAGGGCACGUGGAAUCUAAACACUGGUAUAUUUGCAACUAUGGGAGUUGGUGACUUAACUGCUGUACAGGGGCAAACAAGUGGCAGUGUUUGGAGUACCUUCCGGAAAAGCUGUGUUGAUAUAGCAAUGAGAUGGCUGGUCCCUGAAAGUACCUUUCGCAAUGUUAACAGAAUGACAAAUGAAGCCCUGCAUAAAGACCAAAGAAGUUGAAGGAGUGUCGGUAGGGGUGAAAGAGUUAAAAACAGAAUUGAAUUCUGGGCAUGUCACUUUCAUUUUGCUCAUCGUUUGAGAAGUACCUGAUCUACAAUAAAACAGAGUCCUGUGUUGGGAUUCUCUGGUAUAUAUCUGUGCUCUGUGCCCUGUCACUCUGCUGCAGUCAAUUCUGAUACACCAGAGCCAGCUGCUCCCAGGCAAAGAUAAUUCAGUUAGUGAUCUUGGACAAAAAGCUAGUGAGCAACAUAGCAGGGUUUGAGUAGGCCCACCCCAGCUGAGUUUCCUUCACACGGUUCUGCAUUCAGGCUCUGUGUUAAGUCUUCAAAUCCAUUGUCACAAGGAGGGGUGAGAAUGGAUGGACAGACAAUCAUUCCACACUUCAAAAUGUCAGAGGCCUGGUAAACCACUCCCAGUGAGUGACUCAUCUCUUUAUUUACGGAUCUGCAUUGAAAUCCCAGCCUGAGCAAUAUAGUGAACAUUCAAUGUCAAUGUUGACUUUUCUCUAGGCCGCUCGCUGAAGCGCUUGGCAGACAGUGGUCGCAGCAUGUGGAUUGUCCUGUAGUGGUGAUGAUUACAGCCGUCCAUUUCACCAACGAUUAUUUAAAAGGGAGCAAAGAAGAGCCCGGAUUUCCAGAACAAAGUCAGCCACAAAUUGGUGGUUUAAGAAGUUUCAUAUUUUUAAAGCAGCUACCUCUUCAUUCAGUUUUUUUUCUUCAGUCAUUCCUUCUCAGGCCCAAAGAUGAGGCCAGGCUCUUGGAGGUUUUAAAAUACAUGAACUUUGUAAAAGUUAAAAGAUCUUCCAAGUGUGUGCAAGAUAUCCAAUAUUUUGGGGUUUUUGAGGGUGAUACAUAUCUCACAACUACUGCCAUCCCACCCCCAUACCAAAGUGUUGAUGUCUGCAUUACCUCAGCAUCUAAUUUCGAAUUUUGUUAGUUUGUAUUAUGUGAAUGUCUUUGAGAGACUCCAGGCCGCUUAACUGAAGUGUUCAUUAUUUUUAAAAUGUAGUUUAUCAUAUUUAACACUAUUUAGGAUCUAAUUUGAAAAUGCAAAGAGCUGGUUAUAUUCCUUCCUUAAAUCCUCCCAGUUCAUUUUUUUUUUCUGACCAGGAUCAGUAUCUGUCACUGGAGGCCAUGUGAACUCUGCACAGUGAGGUGAACAUUCCCUGAGUAAAAUAACCCUGUGGAAUUCUUGAUUUGGCAGGAUCCCGGGUAGUGAGUAGUGUAACAAUUUCAUGUUAAGCUGUUGCAGAGUUUGUAAUGUGUUCCUCCCCUGUGAACUUCAAUAAAAUAUAAAGAAGUUUA